CCCCGCUCCUUGGUUCCCGCCCCCCGCCCCUCCCCCCCACGUGGUGGUGGUGGUGUUGGUCUCAGAGCGGGGCGCGUGCUUAAGCCGCGCGCUGUUGUUGGUUUUGUUGAAAUUGUGGGGCGCACGCACUUUAGAAGAGAAGCCUUUUUAGAAGAGGUCCGAUCGUCCAACACGUUCCACAUCGGUAGGGCGCGCGUCUCGGCCAGGGCCGUACGGUGUAAAUAUAUCAGCGGGAGCCUGAACGAUUCUCGAGUUCCACGAAUGUUCGCUACGGCUGCCGUGUGUGUAUAUAUGCAUACACGUAACACCGGCUCGUGAUAAUGCCAUGGGGUCGUUAUGAUCUUGUGUUUGGUGGUGGUGGAGGGGGGGGGGAGGUGUCUCCUAGUGACGUGAAGGGUGCGUUGUUACAUUAAUGAAAGACUUGUCUUAGCUGCGGAAUUAAGCGUGGGCUUUAUUUUUGUUUGACAAAAAAAAAACCUCACAAAAAUUGGUACCCGCCGCCGGUGAUCUGGCGUUGUUGGCGUUUUAUAUCGACCGUUUCGCGUUGUAACCGGCGGACUUGGAGAGACAUCGGACUGCAGCUGCUGCAUCGCAGGAGAGAGCACCUGUCAAGGCCGACCCUGCUGCCGCCGCUGCUGCUGGCGGUGGUGGUGGCAGUGGGUGGUGGUGGGGCUGUCACCUUCUACAGCAACAACAUUGCCGGUGUCAACACAACACACAAGGAGCCAUGGUCAAGCACCAGCCGCUGCAGUACUACCGGCCCCAGCUCUGCCUGUCGUGCCUCGCCGGCCUGUACGGCUGCCGGUGGAAGCGCUACCAGCGCUCGCACGACGACUCCACCAAGUGGGAGAGGCUGUGGUUCCUGCUCGUCUUCCUGACCUGCGCUCUCUCCGCCAUCUGGUUCUACUUCUGGUGUCAAGCCAGCAACGACUACAACGACUUUGAAUGGUUUAUCUACUCGAAGCUCGGCUACUGGUACAGCUGGUCUGUGCCGAUGUUCGUCAUCGCCAUCGCGCUCCUCACUUACCUCGUCAUGCUGCUGGUGCUGGCGCUGUGCCACGUCUCCGUGGGCCUGCAGAUGUACAUGCACUGGACGCACAAGGUCGGCGUGUGCACGUCGCUCGUCUUCCUCGUCGCGCUGAUCGUCGCCGCGUACGAGCUGUGGCGCGACGAGUGGAGCACCUUCGUCUACUCGUUCCAGUCGACGGCGCCGUUCCUGCAUAUCGGCGCGGUGGUGGGACUCACCCUCGUGGCGUGGCUCGUCGCGGGGCAGUUCGCCCGCACCGACCGACUCGCCCUGCAGGUGUCGAUCGUGCUCGUGUACCUGGCCGCGCUGCUCACGCUCUACCUGCUGCCCCUGCUCGUGCGCUCGCCCUGCAUCGUGGAGGAGAGGGAUCUCCCGGCGCGACCGAAACUCUUCGGACACCGCGGGGCGCCCAUGCUUGCCCCAGAGAACACGAUCAUGUCAUUCGAGCGAGCGACAGAAUGCACCGAGGGACUGGAGACAGACGUGAUGCUCAGCCUGGACGGCGUUCCGUUCCUGAUGCACGACGCCGACCUGCGGCGCACGACGGACGCGCUGCACGUGUUCGGGGAGCCGCGCGCCUCCGCGCACCCCUCCCGCUUCAACAUGUCGGAGCUGCGCUCGCUCAACGCGGGCUCCUGGUUCCUGCGCAGCGACCCCUUCGGCACCGCGGCGUCGCUGUCGCCCCAAGACCGCGCCCUCGCCAGCAACCAGAGUGUCGGCGAGCUGUCCGAGGUGCUGCACAUUGCAGCGCAGCGCAACAAGUCGGUGAUCUUUGACCUGCGCCGGCCGCCCUGGGACCACCCGUACGCGGACACGUGGCUCGAAACGACGGUGCAGGCCGUGCUGGGGUCGCGCAUCCCCCACCGCCUGAUGAUGUGGCUUCCGGACGAGAAACGGGACCUGGUGGCCUUCGACCUGGCGCCCGGGUUCCGCCAGACGACGGGCGUCAAGAAGGAGCUGAGCUACCUCCACGCCCACCGCAUCGUGACCCUCAACCUCCACUACAGUGGCAUCAGCCAGCCCGAAAUAAGCAACUACUCGGAGCACAACGUGACGACGAACCUGUACGUGGUGAACUCUGCGUGGAUCUACUCGAUGGCGUGGUGCGCGGGCGCCCACUCCGUCACCACCAAUGACUGCGGCUCGCUGGCACGCCUGCCCCAGCCCGUGUGGCGCUUGAAUCCUGGAGACUACAGGCUCAUGUGGAUCACGACCGACGUCAUCUCAGCCACGCUGGUCAUAGCCAUAUUCAUCGUGCAGAGCUAUCAUUUGAUAAGGUGGAGGUUGGGCUCCAUGACGGUGUACAACCCCGAGCAGAUCAUGCUGAGCACGUCGGUGCGCAAGAACAGCCGCGACGUCAAGACCAUGAAGGAGAAGCUCAUCUUCACCGAAGUUGAGAACGGGGUCAUGAAAUCGGACGCGUGCUCCCUGUCAUCGGACAGCCCCACCGAGGAGGCGUCCAGCCAGCCCUGCAGCCCGCCCCCUGCGGAGCGCGCGGACAGCACUCCGACGGGAGUUAAGGUCGAGCCGAACCGCCUCGCCGCUCACGCGAGCGACGGGGCGGCAGUGGUGGCUGCGGCUGCGCCGGCGGCCGUCGUCUCCGCCGGCAGUGCUGGAAACUCCACAUUCCUAUGACGGGAGCCGGCCUCUCCACAAGUCCGGCCACUGUUGAAUUCCUGCAAAAAGUGGUGAUGGUGGCGGUGUUGGGUGGUGGUGGUGCUCGGUUUAGCUGCGCCCCCCCCCAAUGAGUUGUGAAUCCCCCUCUACCCCUCCUUACCCCCGCCACCCCCCAGAUGGGGAUUUGAAAUGCGUGACCGUCCAAUUGGAAUUCCAUGGCUCGAAGCCACUCCGCCCCCCCCCCCCCCCCCCCGGAUGGGUAACGGGGACGUGGGGUGAAUCUGCGCGAGGGUGUUUCACGUGUCUGGACGCGUGGAGGUUGGUGUUGGUGCAGGAUCCGAGAAAACCAGCAAACGCCAAUCUGAAAGACCCAAGAGGCGUGCAAACAAAAAAAUAAAUAUAUAUAGAAACGGCGUGACGCGCGCAACUGCGAGACCUUGCGAAGCGAUUUGAAGUGCGCGUGGCGUCAAAUCGAUCCAUUAGCCCGAAAUAUAUUUAAAAUGAUAAGUUUACGGCGGCGAUUUAAACGUUUACGUGCUGAUAUCGAGCGCGGUGAAGAGCGAGGCGAGAGGGGGAACGAACCCCCCUCCCCAUGGCCCCGCUGUGAGCGUGAAUAACUCACGGAGCGGCACGUGCUCAAAUUAAGUUACGGUUGGAGUGUUUUGCGGAGGAUGUGGCACGCGUUGGCCGUAAGUCGCCUGCGUCGUGAGCUUGAGCUGAAACAAUCGCACGGCGCGUUUGCCGAGCAAACAAACUAAUACUUCCGUGAAAUAAGAUUCUGAUUGUGAGAGCGUCGAGGGGUGGAGGGGGGGUGAGUAAGCAUCGGUAAAAUCCUCCUCGAGAGAGCGGACGUCUGUAAUGCGUGGUGAAAUAUAUCGUGUAGCUUCGACACUAACUGGUAAGGAAAGAAAGUUACAACGUAGCAUUGUGUGUGUAAAUUAUAUAUAUAAAAAAAGGGGUAGAGAAAAUGUAACAAAAAAAAACGUAAGUUAAAAGGGUAAGAAGUGAGAGGCUUGUUUAAAUAAUUUAAAGUUUUAGGGUAGCCGCGGAAACACUUGAUAACCCACGGUUUGUUUUAAAAUCGCUCACCGGAGAGACCCUUGAUUGAAACACGUGUGACAAUCAUCUCUCGGGGGGGUGGGGGGGGGCGCUAAAUUGGGUACCGCUUCGAUGGACGGAACGGGUGCUGCUGCAGUGCGUCGUUUGUCAAGAGGAAGCCAACGCUGCAAUGGACGCUGCGACCCUAUCGGUUAUCGCGCUUCUUUUCCAGAAUGUUCCCUUCUUAAUUUAACAAAAAAAGAAAAUCUUGCAUCGUUUUGUACAUAUCACCCCCGCCGCCGCCCCCGCUCUUCAGCCCCGCAAAAGUCGGCGUGCACUUCCUAAAUCAAAAAUUAAACCCCACGAGGAAUCAAAAUGACACGUUACCGAUGGCGUAGUGGCAUUGACGACGAUCGUGCGUCGCAGCGCGGGUGGCUUUUGACAGCGAUCGCCUCUUCUCCCCGCCGUGUUGUGCGAGCGCGCAAGGAUGAUUGGAGCGAAAAGCGAAUGAGAGUUUGGGGGGGGGGGGGGGGGUUUGUUUUUUAAUUAUAAACCGAAAUAUGCAACAGCGACGGGGAGCGCUGCACGUGUCGCCGUGCACGAAGAUAUUCCCGUCGAGUAUAUUAUUUAAGCGCAGCUUUCGUUUAAUUUAUUUACGCAGUCGGUCGCCCGCGCGCGUGCGUGCGACCGACUGCGUUUGCGGAGUGAGUGCGUCGGCGAGAUCACUUGAUCGGGUCACAAACAUCACUCGACGCGGUCCCAACGCCCUCCCGCUCUGCUCCUCCGCUUUGUGUUUUUUUUUUACUUUCGAGUGCGGUCAAGGGAGUGGGGCGAGAUGGUGUUUUGAUAUCUCGUGAUUUUUACGCAUUCCACCCACCCCCCCCCCCCACCGCUCCCCGAGGCAUUUUCGUGUGUAAUACUUUUUCGCUCCAGGUAAGUCGUUUGUCUACACUGUCAAAAUAAAUUGAAUAAACGAUGAAUGAGAUAUGUGA
Messenger RNA from Petromyzon marinus (sea lamprey), 4674 nucleotides. It is a transcript of the gene GDPD5, whose product is annotated as glycerophosphodiester phosphodiesterase domain containing 5. Gene Ontology annotation, molecular function: glycerophosphodiester phosphodiesterase activity. Gene Ontology annotation, cellular component: plasma membrane. Gene Ontology annotation, biological process: positive regulation of neuron differentiation; lipid metabolic process. Lineage: Eukaryota; Metazoa; Chordata; Hyperoartia; Petromyzontiformes; Petromyzontidae. The record is from RefSeq and is a predicted model, not a curated record.